Cicer arietinum (chickpea) is the source of this 1945-nucleotide messenger RNA. Its product is annotated as proline--tRNA ligase, cytoplasmic-like. Gene Ontology annotation, cellular component: aminoacyl-tRNA synthetase multienzyme complex; cytoplasm. NCBI's taxonomy places the organism in Eukaryota, Viridiplantae, Streptophyta, Magnoliopsida, Fabales, Fabaceae. The record is from RefSeq and is a predicted model, not a curated record. Gene Ontology annotation, molecular function: ATP binding; proline-tRNA ligase activity. Gene Ontology annotation, biological process: prolyl-tRNA aminoacylation.
CAAAUGCUUAAAUUUCUAAAUAUCUUGGUGAUAAACAUUUGUUGCGUGCCACUAUUACUCCUGUGUUUGGAGUACAACUAUGAAGGCUAUUAACGUCCUGAAGGUUAAUCAUAAUAAUAAGGACUUGUGCCGCAAGGAAAGCUUCUCGUGCGCUUCAGUCUCCGACAUCCGUCAACUUACUUGAAAGGGUUCUGAGUUCUGAUUCACGAUUAAAAUCCCAGUCGCGCUGCUGUCAAAAUCUUCGUCGUUCACAAUGUCUGAGACAGAUUCGGAAAAGCCACAUGUUACAGAUGAGGUGAAGGAAGAGACCGAUUUACGACUCACCUAUCGGAAGGGUGAAAACUUCGAAGAGUGGUAUUCAGAGGUUGUCGUUAAGUCGGAAUUGAUUGAGUACUACGAUGAUAUUUCUGGUUUAUAUAUUCUCAGACCUUGGGCAAUUGCAAUGUGGGAGAUUUUGCAUGAUUUUUUUGAUCCAGAAAUAAAGAAAAUGAAGGUCGAGAACUGCUACUUCCCUUUGUUUGUGUUGAAGCCUCAUUUGGAAAAGGUGAAGGACCAUCAUGAUUCUUUUGAUGAACAGGUUGCUUGGGUGACAAAGUCUGGAGAAACUACAUUGGAAACUCAACUUGCUCUUCGUCCAUCUAGUGAAAGUAUCAUGUAUCCCUACUACUCUAAGUGGAUAAGGGGACAUCGUGACUUACCGUUGAAACUUAAUCAAUGGUGCAAUGUUGUUAGAUGGGAGAUCGGAAAUCCCACACCAUUUAUCAGGAGUCGUGAGUUUCUUUGGCAAGAAGGACACAGUGCUUUUGCAUCAAAAGAUGAAGCAGAUGCAGAGGUUCUUGAGAUAUUGGAAUUAUAUAGGUGUAUAUACGAAGAGUAUUUGGCAGUUCCUGUCAUUAAGGGUACGAAAAGUGAAGUUGAAACAUUUGGCGGUGCAAUUUACACUACCACUGUUGAGGCAUUUAUUCCAAACUCUGGUUGUGGGAUACAAGGUGCAUCUUCCAAUUGUUUAGGACAAAAGUUUGCUAACAAGUUUGAGGUCAACUUUGAAAAUCAGAAUGGACAGAAAGGCAUGGUUUGGCAGAACUCAUGGGGAUAUUCUACUCGAACUAUUGGGGCAAUGGUCAUGGUUCAUGGUGAUGACAAAGGAUUGGUGUUGCCUCCUAAAGUAGCAUCCAUUCAAGUCAUUGUGAUUCCAAUGCCUCACAAAGAUGCUGAUGCUCAAGGAAUCUUUGACAAUUGUUCUGCAACUGUGAAAUUGUUAAGUGAAGCAAAAAUCCGUGCUGAGUUAGAUUCUAAUAAUUACUAUUCUCAUGGAAGGAAGUGUAUGGAGUGGGAAAUGAAAGGGGUUCCUCUAAGGAUUGAAAUUGGACAAAAGGAUUUAGCAAAUGAGCAGGUUCGUGCUUUUCGACGUGAUAAUGGAGCAAAGGUUGACAUUGCUUAUGCUGAUUUGGUUGAGAAAAUAAAGAAGUUGCUCAAUAAUAUUCAGCAGAGUAUGUUCGAUGUUGCAAAACAAAAACGAGAUGAAUGUAUUCAAGUCAUUCAUACAUGGGAUGAGUUUGUUGAAGCUUUGAAUCAAAGAAAGAUGAUCUUAGCUCCUUGGUGUGAUGAGAAGGAGGUGGAAUUAGAUGUCAAAGAAAGGACAAAGAGUGAGAUGGGAGCAGCGAAGGCUCUAUGUAGUCCCCUUGAUCAGCCAGAGAUCCUAGAAGGCACGAAGUGCUUUGCAUCAGGUAAGCCUGCAAAGAAGUGGACAUACUGGGGAAAAAGUUACUAGGCGUAUUUUGAGGUUUAAUCCGUGUGUAUCAUUCCGUUUUUUCGAACAUUAUCUCAAAUUAGCAGCGGCAAGAAACACAGUCCAUUUCUUUUGUUAAACGAUUUAUUAUUAAAAUACUGCUACCCAAAUUCUUGUGAUAUUUUUCAACCAAAGUAUUUUUUGAGUAUUGUGAAA